This is a messenger RNA of Camelina sativa (false flax), 984 nucleotides long. Lineage: Eukaryota; Viridiplantae; Streptophyta; Magnoliopsida; Brassicales; Brassicaceae. The record is from RefSeq and is a predicted model, not a curated record.
UCACAGAUAUUUGACAAAGCCUUGAUGGAGCCUACCUUCUGUGAGAUGUAUGCAGAUUUCUGUGUACAUCUUUCUGGGGCGUUACCUGAUUUUAAUGAGAAUGGUGAAAAGAUUACCUUCAAAAGAUUGCUUCUCAAUAAAUGUCAGGAAGAAUUUGAGAGAGGGGAGAAAGAAGAGGAGGAAGCCAGUAGAGUAGCCGAAGAAGGACAAGUAGAACAAACCGAGGAGGAACGGGAAGAGAAAAGACUCCAGGUGCGAAGGAGAAUGCUCGGUAAUAUUAGACUUAUUGGUGAGUUAUACAAGAAAAAGAUGUUGACUGAGAAAAUCAUGCACGCAUGCAUCCAGAAGUUGCUCGGGUUUAAUCAAGAUCCUCAUGAAGAGAACAUUGAAGCUCUUUGUAAACUAAUGAGUACGAUAGGAGUUAUGAUCGAUCAUCAGAAAGCCAAGGGCCUUAUGGAUGGGUAUUUUGAGAAAAUGAAAAUGCUAUCAUGCAAACAAGAAUUGUCGUCUAGGGUGAGGUUCAUGUUGAUUAAUGCCAUCGAUUUGCGAAAGAACAAAUGGCAAGAGAGAAUGAAGGUCGAAGGACCAAAAAAAAUUGAGGAAGUGCACAGAGAUGCUGCACAAGAACGCCAAACUCAAGCUAACAGGCUUUCACGUGGACCCUCGAUGAAUUCAUCAGCAAGAAGAGGACAUAUGGAGUUUAGUCCUAGGGGGGGAGGAGGAAUGCUAUCACCUCCAAGUGCCCAAAUGGGUGGUUUCCAUGGACCACCUCAAGGUCGUGGCUUUAGUAAUCAGGACAUUCGAUAUGAUGAAAGGCCACCUUAUGAGCAUAGGAUGGUUCCAAUGCCUCAAAGGUCAGUAGGUGAUGAGCCUAUUACCUUGGGUCCGCAAGGUGGUCUUGGUCAGGGAAUGUCUAGAAGGCCUGCACUAGUAUCAAACACUUAUCAGUCUGAUGCUACUCAGGCCGGUGGUGGAGAUUAUAGG